Molecule: messenger RNA, 2526 nt
Organism: Fonsecaea nubica
Lineage: Eukaryota; Fungi; Ascomycota; Eurotiomycetes; Chaetothyriales; Herpotrichiellaceae
Exons: 1
Coding region: 1-2526 (841 amino acids)
Biological process (GO): protein histidyl modification to diphthamide
Molecular function (GO): diphthine-ammonia ligase activity
Source: RefSeq, a predicted model, not a curated record
AUGUCCGAGUCACUUAACGUCAUUGCCCUGAUAUCGGGCGGCAAGGACUCGUUGUUCAGCGUCCUGCACUGUCUGGAAAACGGGCACAGGGUCGUCGCGCUGGCUAACCUCUACCCGAGCACGACCCGCGAACAACAAGGAGAUGAUGCUCCCUCAAACGGUCCUCGCGACGAGGACGGGUCGGAAGGAGGCGAUCUAAACAGCUUCAUGUACCAGACGGUCGGACACUCCGUGAUCCCCCUGUACCCAGAGUGUCUCGGCAUCCCGCUCUACAGGCGGGAGAUUACAGGUUCGGCGGUGCAGAUGGGUCGCUAUUACGAUGCAGGGCAAGGCCAACUCGAUGUCGCGGCCGAUGAGACUGAGGACCUGGUGCCCCUGUUGAGACAAGUCAUGCAGGCUCACCCCGAGGCGAAUGCUCUGUGUUCAGGCGCCAUACUCUCGACGUACCAACGGACCAGGGUCGAGUCUGUGGCGGUCCGGCUCGGUCUAACCCCGCUGGCAUAUCUCUGGCAAUAUCCAGCUCUUCCUCCCCCAGCGGGACGAGGCGAAUCCCUAAGUGGAUUGCUAGACGACAUGAACGCCGCGGGGUGUGAUGCCAGAAUCAUCAAGAUCGCGAGCGGAGGCAUCAAAGAGAGUCUUUUGUGGGCCAACGUCACAGACCCGAAAACCCAGCUGAGGCUCGUCAACGGGCUACGGCCUUUCUUUCCCGGGCACGAGUUUUGGCUCCGUGGAGCGGUCCUGGGAGAAGGGGGAGAAUACGAGACGCUGGCUGUCAACGGGCCCCGAAGACUUUGGAGGAGGAGAAUUGUCAUUCCGCCAGAGCACCAAUCCGCUUAUACCGGGGAAGGGGGCGUGAGUUACCUCAGGUUGGCGAAGUCUGGAACGGAGGAGAACAUUGCAGACCCACCAGAGGCGCAGGAAGAGGCUCUUAGGAUGCCGCGAGCGUUGGACGCCCAGUUCCAGGCCGUUCUGACUGCGGUGGAAGCUCAAGAAGCGGCGAAUGUCGACAGAAGUGCCGACAAGCUCAAUGAAGCAGACUCGAAGCUGUCACGACAGAGGCUGGACUCCUCCUUGCGAAGUACCACGUCUCUGGCCUCGAGACACAUGUCGAUAUGUAACAUUACUUGGAGUGAGCCGAGCGUUGACGGGAGUUCAGGCAGCGCUGCCCGCCAAAUGCAAGGUAUAUGUGAUCAGCUGCAAUCCUUGCUCGAGUCGGAGACAGGUUCUCUCGCCAACCCGGUGAGACUUACGCCGUCCAAUAUCGUCGCUGUUGUCUUAUUGUUAAAGGACAUGUCGAAUUUUGGGGCGAUCAACUCGAUCUACGCUUCGAUAUUCCGCUCGGGCGAACCUAACCCUCCAGCACGGGUGACCAUUGCAUGUCCAUUGCCAGAGACGACCGAAGUGAGUUUGAACGUGCUGCUCGACCUGGGACCUCGCGACGAACGGCGGGGGCUGCACGUGCAGAGUCGGAGCUACUGGGCGCCAGCGAACAUCGGCCCGUAUAGUCAAGCCAUCUGUGUGCCGGUGGACAGGAAAUGGGAAUCGGAAGUCAAUGUCCACAACGCAGAACUGGUGGAGAUGGUCCAUAUGGCCGGACAGAUCCCUCUUGUUCCGCACACCAUGGACCUUUCACACGCAGGGUUUCCCGAGCAGGCUGUGUUGAGCCUUCAGCAUCUGUGGCGCGUCGGGCAAGAACGAGGUGUCGAUCUAUGGCCCUGGGGGAUAGCCUUUUUGGAAAAUUGCACGGACGGCCCUGCUCGUGCGAGAGUCACAAGCAAAGUAUGGCGACAAACUCACGUGAAAGGUUCGGGAGUGACACAGAUCGUUGAAGACGAGGAAGACAACGGGACUGACACAGGGUUGGAUGCCUGGGACCUGCAGUACAACCGUGCUACGACAUCCAGCGCACAGACGACGGUGGGCGAACAUCUUCAUCUUCUCCCGAACCCAAGUGUGUUCCUCAGUGGGACCUCGCCUACCUUCAUCCCACCCUUCAUAGCCGCCGAGGUUGCUUCUCUACCUCGAGCUGCGCCGGUCGAAUGGUGGAGCAUGGGACUCACGAACCUGCCCAAAGGGCCGGCAUCAAAGCCCAGAGUGUCGGUGGCUCGGAGAGAGCUUGCUUGGGGGUCCAUAGUCAAGAUGACAGUCCUUCCAGCACACGGGAAAGCAGGCACAACCAUUCACUUGAUUACGGUGCUGGUCCGCCAAGGGGAAGGGUCUGGGAUUAGCGCCGUGGAUGGCGCAGACGUGGAGAGGAGCAUCCUAGACCUGAUCAAAGCAGAAGACACUUAUGAGGUGUUGACAUUGGCAUCGACAGAACUGGUGCAUGGUACCGCCUUCAUCGCGCUGCGGAGGCAGGAGGAAUGGACUGGCAUGAGGGAGCAGCAUCUCUUCAACAGCCUGGCCGUUAUACCGUGCAACUCGCUGUUUGGAGACUCGGGGGUUGAAGGAACAGCGACAUCCUGUCCGCCCCUUUCCGUCGCGAUGGUCAUGCGCAUCGACCAGAAUCGGAGGCACUCGGGCUGA